Mollisia scopiformis is the source of this 1236-nucleotide messenger RNA. RefSeq lists its product as uncharacterized. The transcript has a single exon. The record is from RefSeq and is a predicted model, not a curated record. The coding region runs from base 324 to 920 and encodes 198 amino acids. Gene Ontology annotation, molecular function: protein binding. NCBI's taxonomy places the organism in Eukaryota, Fungi, Ascomycota, Leotiomycetes, Helotiales, Mollisiaceae.
CUUUUUUCCGCCCUUGAGAGCAUGGCAUGGGGAAGCUGAGAAUGGCGGUGCAGGCGCUAGUGCUGUAUUGGGCUUAGAGGCCGUCGAGCCAAAGUUCAGCCUUACCGAAAAAACACCAGGCUGUCCUCAAUUAUUCUCAUCGACCAGACAAACCACUCACUCAAAGUCGCAACGUCUCCAAACUUGCACACCGACAUUACUCGGUGUAACCCAUCCGUUCCUACCAUCUCGAGCAGGGCGCAUAUCAUUUCGACCAAGGCGCAGACGAUCGGCAUUUCAAGCAUCCUUCCACAGUCCAUUUCGAAUCAGGAACCACUUCCAUCAUGGACGACACAGAGACCUUCGACCUUCUCCCAAUCAGACUUGAUCCGCAAUCCAAAGCGAUCAGUACAACUUCCAGCUCACGAAUCCUCAAUCAAGAACUCAAGACUCUAAAUGAGCUCCACAAGACGCUCCUGAGCCUCGAAUCUCCUGCCCCACCACCUCCUAUUCCCGUCAACCCUAAACGCUCUGCACAAAUCACGAAGCUUCGCGAAACUGGUAAUGAUUCAUUUCGCAAAGGGAAGCAUGCUGAAGCCAUCCAAUACUAUUCUCUCGGCCUCAAAAUGGCACUUUCGCGACCGCUCUGGGAACCUUCUGGACUGGUGAGAGACGAAGUUGCUGGAUUAUACGCAAAUCGAGCACAGGCACAUAUGGCGAUGCAGAGUUGGGCUGAGGGCUCUGUUGAUGCAGAGUCGAGUGUUGAAGCUAAGAAAGCUGGUAAUGCAAAGGCGUGGUGGAGAAAAGCCAAGUGCUUAAUGGAGAUGGGUAGAUUAGAGGAGGCAGAAGAGUGGAUUGGGAGAGGCUUGGAAAUGGAGGGUAACGAGAGCGAUCUCGUCGCUUUGUUGAAGGACGUCCAGGAGAAGUCGAAAAAAGCAUGAGGCGAAUAUGGAUUGCAUGAUGGAGUCUGGAGUUGUUGUACAAUAUAAGGGCAGGACUGUGUUUUCCACAGCACAAUGAAGACGCUUUUUUUUUCUUAACCGUAGUACGGUAUACCGUGUGACAGCCAAAACGAGCCACUGGUAGAGAUCCCAUGCUGCUUUAGACAUCUUGAUCUCUGUAUUUCUUCAACUGCACUGUCAUUUGACGUACCGUUACAAACUAUUUGAAGGUAAAGAGCAUUCCCCAACGAAAUCCAAAGGGGUCGAAUGGUAUAUCCGCGUGCUUUACAUCAUGUUCGGGAAAACAAAUACACUC